This is a messenger RNA of Porites lobata, 6173 nucleotides long. The record is from the annotation of a GenBank genome assembly. NCBI's taxonomy places the organism in Eukaryota, Metazoa, Cnidaria, Anthozoa, Scleractinia, Poritidae.
AUGUCCUCUCAUGGAGGCCGCCGAUCAGGAAGCGGCCGGAAGAAAAUCUUCGCCAGCCAGUCAGCGAGGCUUCAGUUUUGGCGAAAGACUCAUAAAAGGAUUUCGUUGGAUGGAACAAUUUUUUCAUCUUGGGUUUCUGCGAGGAUCAAGUGCGGAUAUGACAACGAUUCCAUGUUUGCUGCCCAUCUUCUAUCGCUCGAGAGAAGAAGAAGGUACCUGCAUAAAAUGUCUGUUCAGUCUGUCUGCUAGCGGUCUAAUUUUGAGUUAAUCAGUUGUUUUGAAUGUAUGUAUCUAUUUUCUUUUAUAGGGAAAUUGCAUCAACCGUUUGUAAAAAAAGAGGGGCAUCGUCCAUAAACCUUCCUUCCUCAAAACGACGCCAUAUUGAAGGUGAGACUUCAGCUGUACUUGAUUCUAGAUUGAAUAAAUGUCUUCACAUUACUAAAUAUUACUAGUCCUAAAACUGAAAGGCCCAAAAAAGAUCGAUAAAUAUCUGUACUCCCACAUUCUACGCUAUUCUAUAAGACUGAAGUAUAUUCCUCUCUUAUGAAGGGCCACUGUUGUCAUCCACUCCUUUGCAAGCAUUAUCUGUAUCAGCACAAGAAAAAAUUGAUUAUUCUGUUGUCAGUGUAGGCAAUGAUGAUUCGAGGCGAGUAAGCAUUUAAUUCUUGUUUUGAAUAACUUUCUAAUGCGGCCUGAAAACUGGGUCUAUAAGGGAACUUCUAUAAACAAGUGGUAUGAGUUACAUUUAUAGUUGUUUGUAUCCUUGCUGGUUCAAAGUUGUUUAUUUUAUCUCCUGUUUAGUGAUGUGGAUGUGAAUGUAACAGGAAUUGCUGUUUCAGAGCUGUCAACUCAUAAUGUUAGCUACCGUGUUCUAAAUGACUCAGUUAUAACCAUUGAUGAUGCAGACAAGUACCAGGAUACUGAUGAGUCCACACACACUGACUCAUCAGACAGUGAAAGUGAUUGUAUGGAAAGAAAUUCACAGUUUGUAUUGAUUUUGGUUAUUGUUUAUUUGUAAUGUGGCACUUAUUUUGUUUCGACUUUGUAAGAAAUCCACGAUAAAGUUUUUCUAUUCUGUCUCAAGUAUUCAGUGCUUUCAAUAAACACCGACAGCCAAUGAAACUUGUCUACUGCUCUCCUCAGAGGAGUCGGCAACUUUGUUCCUUAAACUGAGGUAACUAUGGAAAAACUCUUUCAAACCUUGUUGGUACAGUAGGUUACUCUACUUAAAUCAGCUUUCUACUGUACUUCAAAAUUUAUUGAAACCCCUGAGUAUUAAUUAAAGCAAUGCUUUAUCUGGGUCUUGUACAAUAUUGGUAUCUGAGGUUAGUGGGCAGCAUGAUGCUAGUGAAUGUUAAUUCUCAUUAGCCAAUAUUAUUACGGUAUUGAAACUCUGUCAUGUGAGUUCAAGUGUGUCCCACUUCAACAAUCAAGGAGUAAAUGGUAAUUGAAUCAAUCAAGGAAGGAAUGUGAGCAUCACAACUUUAGAAUCAGUAGCAAAGUACAGUAUUAUUAUUCAGUAAUUUAUUUCAUGGUUUAAAAUUUAUUUCCCUUUGUUUGAAACUCAUUAUCAUACACUAUCAUACCCAUAAACAAACAAAAUACAAAUUUAAACCAAGGAAAAAAUUGAACCACAACAUAUAAAUCCAUUGCAAAACUUUUACUUUCAAAUUGGCUUGCAAUGUAGUGUAAGUGUACCAAACAAAACCAAUAAUACAAUAAUUUAUGUAAUCACUGAAUGGUUUAAUAUUAAUUUUGUUUUGAAAGGGUUAUUUUCGGUGUACAAGAAGCCUUGCAGGAUCUAGAUGAAGAUCAGAUUAUUGAUUGCGAGAGUGCAAUUAGCGACAGUUCUGAAGUAUAUGACACUGGGUAAGUUUAUAAGUUAACAUGUUGUUUCUGGGAGAUAAAUCUUAUGACUAUGCAGGCCAAAUAGAACUUGUUAUAAUAGUGUGUAUGGUGUUAUCUGAUCCAGUGGAGGGCAUCACAUUUGGGUGAAGAUAUUGGCAGUCAAUACAGCUUGAGUGAUUCUAAAUCAAAGGCCAAAGGAUAGUGAAACACAAUCAAUUGCUAAUUUUAUUGAUACCAGAAGACAAAUUAACCAAAAAGAAACAUUGGCAUUAAUUAAAAGGUAUUCUUGAAUUAUCUGACCUUCUAGAUCUGACACAGAAGAUGAGAAAGAGAUGAGUGACCAAGAUGAUGACAACGAGCUUAGAAUUGAAAUAGAUUCAGCCUCAAAUCCUGUUGAAAGAACUGAAGCUGAUCCGACAAUUGAACUGCCAGUGCAAGAUUGUCCUGUUUUAUCUCAAAACCCUGCCAUUGUUUCUCCAUCAACAGCGCCAGCUGCAUUACCCAUGCCCUCUGUUUCUAAUAUUCCCACUGUGCCCAUACAAUAUCCCAAGCUUAGUAGGCUAGAGGAGCAGGGUACCCUUAAGGAAGAAGUCUCACUGGUCAAGGAUACCAAAGUGAUUUGCUCACUUGAUUUGUUCUUGGAGCUCUUCAAGUAUUGCCGUCAUCCUGGCUGUGCUAAUCAAGCAAUCAUUAAACACCACACAAUUGGUCCUACUCUGAUAGUCAACUGGAAGUGUUCGUCUGGUCACCAGGGAAAGUUUACAUCAUCAAAAGAUGUAAAUGAUAUGUAUGUAAAUAACCUACAAACAGCUGCUGCCAUCCUGCUAUCAGGGAACAGUUUCUUUAAAAUUGAGAAAAUGGCUAGAUUUAUGGGUCUGUCCUUCUUCUCAGAUGCCACAUUCUACCGGGUGCAGAGACUGUACCUGAUACCUGUAGUUAACGAGUGGUGGUCCUGGCAGAGGGAGCAGAUUCUUAAAGAUUUUAUUAAUAAAGAAGUGAUUGUCUGUGGUGAUGGCCAGUGUGAUUCUCCUGGGCAUACAGCUAAGAAUUUAUGUUAUUUCUUGAUGGAGCUGGUCAGUAGCUAUAUCCUAGAUGUUGAGGUGAAGGACAAACGUCAUGUUAAUUUGGUGUCUGUUAACAUGGAGAAAAGGGCAUUACAGAGUGCACUUCAGCGGCUUAAAGGAGUCUUGAAUGUUGUUGAAAUUGUCACUGAUGCCUCUUCAAUGAUAAAAAAGUUGAUCGGUAAGAUUCAACAAGCAAUACUCAACCAAGUUUAUCACUCUUACUUUAUUUUGUUAACUACAUUAUGUUCAUCUACACAAUCUUGCAUCAAAAACUCAUGGCUUGCAAGCACAUUAUAUGUCACUCGAUUCUGUCUGCAUGACUGUCCUGUUGUCCUUCGGCAAAGUGUUUGUUACUUGUUUUCCCUUACAUUGACCAUUUUUUUCGUGAACGAAAUAGACUGUUAUUCAAGUUUGGCAUCCUUUUGCAGGCCAUAAUCUAAAAAGAAACAUAUAGCACUAGUCACUUUCCCAAUUUGUGGUUUUUGUUCUUUUUUUCAGCUGACGAGUUUCAAGGAGUGUUCCACAGUCUGGAUGUGUGGCACAAAUCAAAGAGUAUAAGGAAGUGCCUGGCAAAGGUAAUAUUUUCUCCAGCGGUCAAUCAAUUCUUAUGGCAAUCUUGGUAUUAUUUGAGAAAAUAACUGUCUAACCACAGGAAAAAUUAUUUCAUGGUUAGCAGAACACUUUUUACGUUGUAGAUACCAAAAAAUACCAACUAUUCUCUGCUGACUCAAUACUCAUAGGUUGGAAAAUUAAAAGACAUGGAAAAGAUAAAGGAUUGGGCAGAUGACAUAAUCCUGCAUUUCUGGCAUUGUGCAAGCAGCUGCAAAGACACGGCAACAACCAGUGACGACGAGGCUGUUGAAAGCAUGAAGGUAGUCAUACUGUUACAUACGAAUUUCACCUCUUUCACAUGUUGGCAGUGACAGUCUUCCUUAGAAUUGAAUGUUAUUGUAAUAUAUAUUUUUUUGCAGAAUAGCAAACAUAUAGCAGCCCAGUCGAAAUGUUUUGAAGUGGUAGGCAGGAUAUCCAAAGUACUAGGCAGCAAAGGCCAAAACUUGUGUGGUUUUUCUUUUGAUAUUACUAAACUGACACAAUGUGAGUUUUGAGUAGGCAGCAGAAUAAUAUUGCCAAAAUUGCCAACUGCUGGCUCAUUUUUACUAGGCUGAUACAGUCUCUUUUGUUUUUUAGAAUAAGUGGAUUGCACUUUUGCAUCAUGUGUGUGACGAACAUGACUGGGUUGGAGGCAGUUGUGAACACGAUGAGUUACAAGAACAUAGCCUUCCAUGGUUUGACCGCAGGGAUAAGGACUUUGAAGCGCUUCAGAAGAUCAUUUUAGAACCACAGCUCCUUGCAAGCUUCAAAUCUUAUGUUAGAUUCAGGUAACCAAAAGGGAGAGAGUGUUUGAUGUACAUUUACAAAUGUCAUUUUAAUGUUUUAAAAAUAAUAGUACAUCGAACAAAAGUCUUUUUAUCCAUUUUUCAGACAACACAUUUAUCAAAAAGCAAUAUUUUUCAUCAGAUUAGACAUGUCUUGAAGUCAGAUUAUACAUCAGACAUAAGACAAAAUGUAGUUUCCUCCUUUUUAGUGUUACAACUAAAAUGUGAAGUAAAGUUUGUUUAAACGUAGGAUUAACAAUUAGCAAGUAAAUUAUUCAUUUUCAACCAAGUUCUCAUCUCAUCAGAACCACAUGUAAUGCAUGUAGAAAAGGAAAAUUAUUCUUAUAAUUAAGGAUUAGCAAGUUGAAGAAAUUCAUUACUUAAUUAAUAUUCUAUUAAUAAUAAAUUAUUGUCAUUGAUUAUCAUUUGUUUGCUCCAGGCAUACAGGAAGUAUCGAGUGUGCUAACAAUCUUUCACUGGCAUAUGCAUCCAAAAGAUGUUCAUACAGGUUUGUGAUUACCUUUGUUUUCAUUGUUACUCAAUACUAUUAUUCUAUUUAUGUUUUCCAUUCUAUAUUCAAAUCAGGUGGCACAUAUUCUCCAUUUCUAGCCUUCAGUAAAUAACACAGUUACCUUUCAGGAUUUCUACCGGUACUUUGAUUUUCACUUUGCCUUACCAUAGAGAACUAUUUUAAAUAAUUACUGGAACACAAUAAAAUGAAAGGAAGUUCAGACUUGAAACUGCUUCAAAGUUAAGAGGUCAUUCGGUAUCUGGCAGAACCAAUAAAAGGAUGAUUUGGUGCUGCAGUCAAAGCAAUUUCAAAUGACUAGGAACUGGAACCUAUGGAAUGCUCGCUCUUGCCUUUGAAACAUCUUCAUUUUUUGGCCUGUUUCUGCAUUAUCCGAUAAAACCUUUCAAAGUGACUGUAGAUUAAUGUAAAGGCUGACCAAAUAAUAACUGCUAUAAUAUUAUCUUUGUUGCAGUUACAAAGUGUACAAGGCUCGAAAACAGCUUGCAGCCAUUGACUGGAAUUUCCAUCUAAACCAAGAGGCUGCAACAACAAAGUCUGGAGAGCAAAUAGUUACAAGGAAAUAUAACCAGAGAACAAAGGAAUGGGAUUCAAAAAUUGUUAAAGUGAAGAAAACUUAUGACUACAUGCCUGUCAUGAUGGCCAAGAUCCUUCGCCUCAGAAAUGAAGAUGUGGACAUUGUCACGCGACAAGUGUCCCUAAAUGAAAGCGACCCAGCAUUGCUGGCACCCACUAUUGCUGACAAACCACCACCUCCUUCAAAAGAGCUAUUUAUUGCACGCAGGAGCAGAUUUAAUAAUGCUAGUAAUGCAGGCAGUUCAGAGCCAGAGGAAUCUUCAACUGACACUUCGAAUACGUGAUUAUGUAUGGACUCUAACUGUCCUGUUCAGAGUAAAUAAGUUAUGUAGUGGCUGAGAAUUGAUGUACUGUGGUUCAAAUGAAAGGGUAGAGAAGGUCAUAUUUUGAUGAUGAGAUUGAAACAAAAAGAAUGAUACCCAGGGGUUACAAAGUGAUUUAUAGAAGACACAAUGUGCAUAAAGAGUUGCAAAGCAAAUAUACAUUUUUAUUUUUACAAUCAAAUAACGAGGUCAACACAAUUCAAGCACAUUUUGAUGUAUUGCUGUUGUUACCAGACAAGUGUCGUUGAAUGAAAGUGACCCUGCUUUGCUGGCCCCCAUCAUUGCUGAAAAACAGGCACCCCAUUCAAAGGAACUUUUUAUUGCACGUAAGAGCAGAUUAAAUCUGGUACUGAAGAUCAUUCAGAGAAUUUCUCGAGCAACAAUUAAAAUUCAAAGAGGACAAAAGGUUGAAAUGUGUCUUAUUGUCCUGCUGACUUAGCAGUAAACUGCUGAUAAU